Rhododendron vialii is the source of this 1937-nucleotide messenger RNA. RefSeq lists its product as uncharacterized. The transcript has 8 exons. The record is from RefSeq and is a predicted model, not a curated record. NCBI's taxonomy places the organism in Eukaryota, Viridiplantae, Streptophyta, Magnoliopsida, Ericales, Ericaceae. Bases 200 to 1513 code for a protein of 437 amino acids.
CUGCCUCUCUCCACUCCGUCUCUCCACUCCCGCAGCCACACAGCCCCAUUCCAAAACGAAGACUUUCAGCAACAACGGCGACGGUGACUCCGACCACAAAUCGGCAGCCGUAACUCCGAUCAGCCCAGGCAGCACACCUCAUCUCCACCCCGUUCCUCACCAGCCCGAACUCGCCAGCACCACCACCACACUCUGAAAGAUGACAAAUAACAAGGUAAAGUAUAUCAAGCCCGGGGACAUGGCCCAACAAGUGCCUGAAUAUGAGAGGAAAAGGCGUGAAAAAAUGGAAUUGAACCGCAUGAGAAUGACUGAAUUAGGGUAUCAGAAGAUGGCAAAUGCUUUGUUUGGUUCAAAUAAGAAGAGAAAGACCAAACAUACUAUGGAGGCCAAAAAUAUGAGGGCCCGGGGUAAUUUGUCUGACGAGGAUUAUCAGCAACCUGAGGAUGCACCUGAGGAUGAGGACGAUGAUGAGGACACUUGCAGUUAUACCGAUGAUGAAGAAUUGAUUGAUUCUAUGAACGCACGAAAAAAGAACGCUGUUGCAUCCACUCUCCAAACUGAUCAGCUGCCUCCUAUUGAGUCUACUAUGGCUCUUUCCCUUGCCCAAGGUUCAAGGCCUGCCCCAGUUACAGUCGCUCCCACUCCUACUCCUACUCCUACCCAGGCGUUACCGGUUGAACAAGAUGGUUUGUCUGCUACACCAAGUUCUUUACCACAACAGAUGGUUAGAGCUUCUACCUCGAGGCGUGUCCGGGGUGCUAACCGUGGAAUUAACACAGAACGCAUAAUUGCUAGUGGUAGUGGCAAGAAACUUGUUGUAGAGAUUCCUUUGGAGGUAGGAGCACCCAUAGGUGAAAAUGCCACAAGGUUCGCCACUUGGCUUGGUAUACAAAUUAGGAUGGCAGCACCAUUGAAGAAUGUGGAGAAGUGGGAUGAUAUUCCCUUUCAUGUUAAAGCGCCCAUCAUACAGGCUACACGAGAUAAAUUUGACAUAGUGGGAUAUGAUGAGAAAGAGCAUGUGAGGCGUGGCGUCGACCGCAAGUGCAAAAAAUUGUAUAGAACCUGGCGUCACAAUAUGAAGGACCACUAUGAAGCAUUAGUGGAAGCUGGUAAGGAUCCGUAUGUCAAUCCAUAUAAAGGAGUUAGUGGUGAAGAUUGGGCAUGGGUGAUUGGUAACAUCUGGGCUAAUAAAGAUAAAGAGGUAUUGGUACUAAAAAGGAAGAAAGCUCGAUCAAAGGUACCUUUCAACCAUACUAUGGGGUCACAAUCCUUCGCAUCAGCUAUGGCAGCUCAGACACAUAAGCGUCGGGGUCAACGUCCCCACAUUGCAGAUUUUUACAGUUCAACCCAUUAUAAUCAAAAGAAGAAGAAAUGGGUAGCUCCGAUAUGUGAGCAACUACAUCUACUACUUGAGGCACGCCAGCAAGAGGAUGAUGCACGUUGCCAAGAGGCUGACGCGCUUGGGUUACCAAUCACUAUGCCACGAGGAGAUGCCGAUAGAAGUUCUUGGUAAGAAGUUUUAUGUGAAGGAAUAUGGUGUUAGUUUGAAGUCAUCAUCAUCGAAGCGGUCUAGUGGUCAAUCACAUGAAGAGGUGCGAGCUCUGACGAAUGAAGUUGAGACACUCAAGGAUGUGUGCAAACAACAAAACGAUCAGGUUGAGACUUUGAAGGACUUGUGCCAAACGCAAAAAGAGACAAUCCAAAUGCAACAGGAGAAAAUAAAUGCAUAUGAUGAAAAGUUUGCGCGCUUCGAGGCUGUUAUGUCCGCUUAUAUGCAUGGAAAUCCUAUUGGGGCAGGCUCUAAUUGUCAGUAAGUAACUUCCGCUUCAUUAGCCCUCAAUCUUGGAUUUAUAUAUUUAUUAGAUUUCUGCAAAUUCUGUUUCUUGAUGACUGCAGUUUGCUUGAAAUUAUGUUUAUUGAUAGAGCACGGUGAUACU